Messenger RNA from Panthera uncia (snow leopard), 6006 nucleotides. It is a transcript of the gene FARP2, whose product is annotated as FERM, ARH/RhoGEF and pleckstrin domain protein 2. NCBI's taxonomy places the organism in Eukaryota, Metazoa, Chordata, Mammalia, Carnivora, Felidae. The transcript is spliced from 28 exons. Gene Ontology annotation, cellular component: cytoskeleton. The record is from RefSeq and is a predicted model, not a curated record. Gene Ontology annotation, molecular function: guanyl-nucleotide exchange factor activity; cytoskeletal protein binding. Bases 2651 to 5725 code for a protein of 1024 amino acids.
CAUAUGUAUGUAUAUGCGUGUAUAUUAGUACAGAAACCUGUGUAAUUAAGUGUAGUUUUAUGCCCAGAUUUAAAAACCCUGUUCUGGAUCUGGACGCUGGUGCAUCAUGGAUGUGUGCCUGUGUGUCUGCACACUUGAUACGUGUUGGCAUCCCUCGGUUCGGCAGGCCUCCUGGGACAAGCCGGGGCUUCACUGCCCGUGGGUGGAGGGCUUGGAUGGGGCUGUUAAUCCCACCAUCGCCCCUUACCGCGUGGGGUGACCAGGCACUUGAGAAGGGAGAGGGGAGGACUGGAGCAGCAGAGCAGUUGUGGACGUUCUGGGCCUGUCAGUGGCGCAUCUGCCACGUUGCUGGGCCUCGAGAUUCAAGAUGGAUGACGCAGUCUCUGACCCUGUGGUAUAGGAAUGCACCCAAACAAGUAAAUGUGGGAACGACGGCGCCGUAAGCACCGUGCUGGAGAGAAGCGCCAAGUGAUGUGGCGGUUAUGUGGAGCCAAACGCAAUUAAGGGGACCUUCCCCACGAGGCAACUAACUCACCAGGUUCUCAAGGGUCUGCUCGUGGCCGCCAGAGGGAGAGGGGGUCUCCCUGUGAGGGAGCAGCCAGGUGUCCAAGUCGCCCCCGGAUGGGCAAGGCCAGGCCUUGUGGGGCCCAUGUGCACACACCUCUGGGGCCUUCCUUGUCCUCCUGUGGAGCCCCCCACCCCGCAACAGCCCUGCAGUCCUGGGGGAGGGGACACAGCUGUGGGAGAGCUUCCUGGGGAGGAGUGCUGAGUGUGAGAGGAGUUGCAGCAGACCCCAGGAUUUCUGACCAGCUCACCACUGAGGGGAUUGGACCGCACGUCAGGCUGCAGAGCCUGUUGUGGGCGGGUUCUCCCGACAGCACGGCCGGCACGCGAGCCCUCACCGUGAUCCUCGUCAGACGUGAUCUUAUGGUACUUCGUCCAGAACAUUUGCUCUUCCCUUCUCUACGGAUGGCGUUGUCUGCAUCCCUUUGCGGCUGUGACUCCCUGCAUGCCGCUUUGUCACCACAGAGGGCAGCUAUUUCCGUCUUCCCACAAGAACGCUCGCUUUACAGGCGUCUGUGGGGCUCAGGCGGUUCAGCUGCUGACUCUUGAUUUCGGCUCAGGUCACGAUCCCACGGUUCGUGAGUUCGAGCCCCUGCAUCAGGCUCUGCACAGAGCCUGCUUAGGAUUCUCUCUCCCCCUCUCUCUCGGCCCCUCCCCCACUUGCGCUCUCUCUUUCUCUCAAAAUAAACUUAAAAAAAGAGAAAAGAGGGGCGCCUGGGUGGCUCAGUCAGUUAAGCGUCCGACUUCGGCUCAGGUCACGAUCUCACUGUCUGUGAGUUCGAGCCCCGCGUCGGGCUCUGUGCUGACUGCUCAGAACCUGGAGCCUGUUUCAGAUUCUGUGUCUCCCUCUCUCUCUCACCCUCCCCCGUUCAUGCUCUGUCUCUCCCUGUCUCAAAAAUAAAUAAAACGUUAAAAAAAAAUUUUUUUUAAAAAAAGAGAGAAAAGAGUGCUCACAUUAGGAGCACAGCCACUUCUUGGGCACACAGUAAGAAAGUCCAGUGUUUAAACUCACAGAAACUACCGUCCUGGAGAGCCAUGGAGGUUUGCCUCUCCUCCCCCUGCAGGUGUUAUCUUUGCAGUGCGAAAAUGACAUGCCCGCUGAUGAAAAUUGAGACAUCGCAGAAGUUAGAAAAUAAGGUAAAAGUGAAGGCCCUGGUCCCUAUCCCCACCCCCAUUCAGUCCACAAUGGUGAUUUCCUCUCAGGAUGGAGCCUUCCAGACUUGCUUCAGUUAAGGUAAAUGCAGCGUGCACAUUUUAUGAAGUGGGCUUCUGUCAUGUACACUGGAUAGGAAGGGAACCCUUUUUUCUUCAUGACUGAACUGUGGUCUUGGACUUCAUUCCACGCUGGUACAGAGUCCUGAGGGCUGUGACAACGGAGGUACCGUUGUUCGUGUCAUCAGUUCUCUGUUGGGUUUGUCCUUGCAUCUUUGGCUCUGUGCGGUUGUGUGAGAAUAUCUGCAGGAGAAAGUUCUAGAAGUGGAAUUGCUGGAGCAAAGGUGUAUGCGUACACUUUAAGUUUUGGAGGUGUUUUCAGACUCUCCCGGAGGACGGGACGAACUGGAGUUCUCCCAGUAGUGCGCGGACAUGGCUGCCUUCCCCCAGCCGCACCACCCCGUGCUCCCAGCCCUCUGAGAUGGACAAGAAGUGGUGUCUCGCUGUUUUAUUUCAUUAUUAGAGGGCUUGAGUGCAUUUCUAUGUGCCUAAAAGCCAUUUGUAUCUCUUUACCCAAUUCAUGAGAGCAAUGUGAGAGAGAAAUCACUUGUUUUAGUAUGAUUCUGGAUGGUAACUUUGUUCGCUGUUUCUCUGUUCAGAAGUUUUUCACCUUUAAUUAAUCGAGUCUGUCUGUCUUUGUGUGGUACUUUAGGAACACUUUACUUAACCCCAAAACUGGAGAAAUAUUUUCCUGCUUUGUUCUGUUCUUUAGUCCAUAGGAGUUUAUUUUUGUGACCAGUGCAGACCAGGGAGCUAACUUCAUGUUUCUUCUGAACGGAGGGCCAAUCGUCCCACCUCUAGUCUGAGCAGUGCGAGGUCUCCUCGCUAAUGUUAUUACCAAAUAAUCAAGCAUUCACUGGGGUCUCAGGCAAACAUGGAGUAUGAGACCCACCUCUGUAGUAAAUACCAAGUUGAUAAAGUGUUCACUGAGGCUAAGAACGGGUUCUGUCAUCUAACGUUGCCAAGAAAAAUAGCUAAAGAUGCACCUGAGAAGCCUAAGCGCGAUGGCCAGACGCUGCUGACUCAGGUGUGGAGGCGCCUGAACCUGACGGAGUGUGACUACUUCGGGCUGGAGUUUCAGCACCCCCGGGCCUACUGGAUUUGGCUCGAACCUAUGAAGCCCAUCACUAGGCAAAUACGGAGGCCAAAGAACGCAUUGCUUCGUCUAGCAGUCAAAUUUUUCCCACCUGAUCCGGGUCAGUUGCAGGAAGAAUAUACAAGGUACUUGUUUGCCUUGCAACUUAAGAGAGACCUCCUGGAGGAGCGUCUGCCCUGUGCGGACACCACGGCGGCCCUUCUGGCAUCCCACCUUCUGCAGUCUGAAAUAGGAGAUUAUGAUGAAACCCUGGAUCGAGAGCACCUUAAAGUGAAUGAGUACCUGCCCAGUCAGGAGCGUUCUCUUGAGAAGAUUCUAGAAUUCCACCGGAAGCACACGGGCCAGACGCCUGCUGAGUCGGAUUUCCAGGUGCUCGAAAUUGCCCGGAAGUUGGAAAUGUAUGGCAUCCGUUUUCACGCCGCUUCUGACAGGGAGGGGGCCAAAAUUAACCUGGCCGUUUCCCACAUGGGUGUCCUCGUGUUCCAGGGCACCACCAAAAUUAACACUUUUAACUGGUCCAGAGUCCGAAAACUCAGCUUCAAGAGGAAAAGGUUUCUCAUCAAACUGCACCCAGAGGUCCGUGGACCUUACCAGGACACACUGGAGUUCUUGUUGGGUAGUAGAGACGGCUGUAAGAACUUCUGGAAGAUCUGUGUGGAGUAUCACACCUUCUUCAGACUCUUUGAUCAACCUCAGCCCAGAGCUAAAGCUGUCUUCUUCAGCAGGGGCUCCUCCUUCAGAUACAGUGGAAGGACUCAGAAGCAGCUGGUGGAUUAUGUCCGAGACAGUGGGGUGAAGAGGGUUCCCUAUGAGAGAAGACACAGCAAGACUCGGAUGUCUAUUCGUGCUCUGACUGCAGACUUGCCAAGACAGAGCGUCUCCUUCACCGAGGGCCUGAGGACCUCUGCGUCCCCGUCUUCAGCAGACGCCUCCUUCUAUUCCGUUCCUACCUCCCCUCUGGCCCUGCGAGGCCUGCCUGAUUUCAGAGACAGCAGUGGCUCCCUCACCGAGCCCCGGGCUCCCGACACCAAGAGGCCAGCCGCAGAGAGGAGCAGCACAGCAGCGGCCGACGGCAACACCAGACGGGCCCAGUCCCCCGGGCCCCCUGCACCGCAGCCUUGUCAAGGCCUUUCCGUGGACAGUCCUCAGCCUUCUCCCUCCGCCCGGAAGAGCCCGCUGAGCCUGAGCCCUGCCUCUCAGGUGACUCUGGGCCCAGCUGAACAGGGCUUGUUCCCCCUCCUGAGCCCUGUCCUUAGCGACGCUGGCGGAGCCAGGACGGACGGCGAGGAGGAGCCAAAACACAAGAGCAUGGCAGCAGAUGAGGCCUAUUUCAUAGCCAAGGAGAUUCUCGCUACAGAACGAACAUACCUGAAGGAUUUAGAAGUUCUCACUGUGUGGUUCCGCAGUGCGGUGGUCAAGGAGGACGCCAUGCCUGCAGAUCUGAUGACCCUGCUCUUCUCCAACAUAGACCCCAUCUACGAGUUCCACAGAGGCUUCCUGCGUGAGGUGGAGCAGAGGCUGGCACUCUGGGAAGGGUCUUCCAGUGCCCAUUCCACAGGCGGCCAUCAACGAAUCGGGGACAUCCUGCUCAGGAACAUGCAUCAGUUAAAGGAGUUCACCAGCUACUUCCAAAGGCACGAUGAAGUCCUGACGGAACUGGAAAAGGCCACCAAACGCUUUAAGAAGCUGGAGACGGUGUACAAAGAGUUUGAGCUCCAGAAAGUCUGCUACUUGCCCCUGAAUGCGUUCCUGCUGAAGCCCAUCCAGCGGCUGGUGCACUACCGCCUGCUGCUCAGCCGGCUGUGCGGGCACUAUGACCCCGGGCACCAUGACUACGCGGACUGCCGUGAUGCCCUCCAGGCCAUCACAGAGAUGACCUCCACACUCCAGCACAGCCUUGCCCGGCUGGAAAACCUCCAGAAGCUGACAGAGCUGCAGCGGGACUUGGUCGGCAUAGAGAAUCUCAUCACUCCCGGCAGGGAGUUCAUCCGCGAGGGCUGCCUUCACAAGCUCACCAAGAAAGGUCUGCAGCAGAGAAUGUUCUUUCUGUUCUCAGAUAUGCUGCUCUACACAAGCAAAGGGGUCACGGGUACCAGCCACUUCCGGAUCCGGGGCCUCCUUCCUCUCCGUGGCAUGCUGCUAAUAGUGCUGGACCCACCGGUAGAAGAGGGCGAGAGCGAGCGGUCUGUUCCACACUGUUUCACCAUUUGUGCAGCUCAGAAAACAGUCGUGGUGGCAGCCAGCACCCGCCUGGAAAAGGAGAAGUGGAUAUGUGACCUGAACACUGCCAUCGACGUGGCCAAGAGCGGGGGUGACCCGUCCCUGGUGCUGCCGGGUAGCGUGCUCUGCGCUCCUCCCUGCAGGUCCUCUGAGGAGGUCUCUCCGGAAAAAGAGUCCGAAGACACUCAUGGCGUCCACGGGUCCCUGGAGGGGCAGGGCCAGCACCGGGCCAACACCACAGUGCACGUGUGCUGGUACCGGAACACCAGCGUCUCCAGAGCCGACCAGAGCGCGGCCGUCGAGAACCAGCUUUCAGGAUACCUGCUGAGAAAAUUCAAAAACAGUAACGGCUGGCAGAAGCUCUGGGUGGUUUUUACCAACUUCUGUUUGUUCUUCUACAAAACUCAUCAGGACGACUACCCCCUGGCCAGCCUCCCGCUGCUGGGCUACAGUGUCAGCGUCCCCAAGGAGGCCGACUGCGUCCACAAGGAGCACGUCUUCAAGCUCCAGUUCAAGUCCCACGUCUACUUCUUCCGGGCUGAGAGCAAGUACACGUUUGAGAGGUGGAUGGAGGUGAUCGAGAGCGCCAGCAGCUCACCCGGGAGGGCCAGGCGCCCCGAGGACGAGGCGUGAAGCCCGCCCUGCCCGAGGAGGGCAGAACCAAGAAGCAGAGCAGGAGCAGCGCUCCGCCGAGGACCGGCCCGGAACGGGAACCAGGGUGGGCCCCACAGCUGCACGCCAGGUGACACGUGUCCACGCAAGUCCAGCAGCAGCCACUCUGGAGCCCGCCCCACAGCCCUCUGGAGGAGAGGACACCAAAGUUCCCACCUGGUCCCGGGAGGGCAAGGGCCUAGAGUUUCUCGGUUCCCCAGGGUUUCCUCACAAAUCAAAGUAAACGGACACGGGCUCUGUUA